GGAGUUAAUGUGAUGAAUAAUCGCGGUUUUGUUCACAACAUCAUUGAAACAUACUAACGUUUUUGUCCAUAAUGAGCAAAUCUGUUGAUUUUAAUUGUGGUGUUGUACUACCAGCUAGCGGAACUGGUGAGCGAAUGGGCAUUUGUACACCGAAACAGUUUCGUGAUGUUUUAGGCAGACCUUUGAUCGUCUUCACGAUUUCAACAUUUCACAGGUUUCCAUGGAUCAAGUUCAUCAUUGUGACAGUGUCGGAGAGCUGCAAGGACACCAUGCUCCAGCUGGUGACAGACUACAACCUACACAAGGUCACUGUUGUUGCUGGGUCUACAACAAGGCACAGAUCUAUCUACAAUGGCAUCAAAGCAGUUCCAAGUGUAUGCAGUGCACCUGAUGUUGUCUUGAUUCAUGAUGCAGUGAGAAUAUUUGGUGAAGAAGAUCUCAUCCGAGACAUUGCCUUGGCUGCCAACAAACAUGGGGCAUCAGGAGUGACCCGUCCCCUCGUAUCCACGGUGAUUGCGUCCGAUUCUGAAGGGAUGUUGACAGAGUCCCUAGACAGAAAUCAGUACGCUGCGAGCGAGAUGCCACAGGGCUUUAAGUACCACGUCAUCAAACAGGCCUAUGAGAAGAGUACUGACUUUGAUUUUGACUACGGUACUGAGUGUCUUCUGCUGGCCAAGAAGUAUGCCGGGGUGAACGCGUGUAUCGUGCCAGGCAAGCCCUACUUAUGGAAGGUCACCCACAAGAAGGAUUUAUAUGCUGCAGAAGCCAUGUUGAAAGAGCAGUUUCUCCAAGUGUCCAUACUGUCCACAAGUGGCCAAGCCACGUUAGUGGACACCCUUGAGAGGGAGCUGUGCACUGCCCUGAGAUCCGAGCAGGUGAAAGUGACAUCAGAGAUAAUCCCCAAAUCCAACUCCCCCAGUGAACAUCCCAACACCUUCAUCCACAUCCACACCUCGCAGCCCAGUGACUGGUCAACUCUGAACCCUGCCACCCGUCCGUGUGGUGACCGCCUGUUGUUUGACCACUGCCACAUCCAUGUGUUUCUUCUGGACCCGACCCAGGUGUCCGCUCAGCAUCACCAACUGAGUGUCCACUUCAAACAACUAGCCAAGCAGCUGCAGGAUCAGCAUUUCAUAGUGUACGCUGUUCUAGCUCAGACAACAGAAAGCAGUGAAGCAGUGUCAGCAAUGGUAAAGCAUCUCGUCUUCCACAGAAGUACAUCCCUCGCAGGGCAAGUCUUCCUUGUGUGACAGGAGUUGUCUCCCUUCUCCAUAAUCAUUGCGUCUUCUCAUCCUCAUCUUGUUUCUGAUACUGUCAAAAACACGUACACUUUAUAUAACACAAACCUCGAUAUUCAUCUACCAUACUUUUGAAGAAAACUCUUAAGAAAUAUGUAAGCAGGUACUUUUCAGGAACUGAAUUUCAGGAAUAAUUUAUCUCUCAUACCUGACCUACAAUUGUUUGCUCAGUUUUAUUGUUAUAUAUUCAUAUCAAUGAUCGGCAUCAAGCACUAUUACCAAAACAAUAUCUUACUGACUGUUGUUCAUGAUUUCUGCUCAUGAAUAUUUUAUUUUGGCUUUUUUUUUCUCUUGCACAAGUAGGUUCGAGUCCAGACUAGUACAAGCAGAUACACACACACGUGCAUGCACGUCGCUAUAUAAGUGCAAUAAUCUUGGACGCGACGUGAAUCACCUUUCGCCUCACCUUGUGCACAUGUAAAGGUGCGCACCCAUGGCAGAUGUACCUAUACUGGUCAUGCAACAAUAUCUGUUUGGUUGGCUUUAUGAUAUAUCUGGUUGUAUUAUAAAACAUGAUCUCAAUCUUUGAAUUUAUAGACUGUUACAGUUUACCUGU
This is a messenger RNA of Haliotis rufescens (red abalone), 1854 nucleotides long. Its product is annotated as D-ribitol-5-phosphate cytidylyltransferase-like. The record is from RefSeq and is a predicted model, not a curated record. NCBI's taxonomy places the organism in Eukaryota, Metazoa, Mollusca, Gastropoda, Lepetellida, Haliotidae. Gene Ontology annotation, cellular component: cytosol. Bases 72 to 1250 code for a protein of 392 amino acids. The transcript is spliced from 9 exons. Gene Ontology annotation, molecular function: D-ribitol-5-phosphate cytidylyltransferase activity. Gene Ontology annotation, biological process: isoprenoid biosynthetic process; protein O-linked glycosylation via mannose.